AUGGAUCAUUUUUCGCCCGUGGUAGAGAGCCCAACGCCAGAGGAACCACCAUCACCAUCGCCGCCGGGCCCUGCACCUAACAAAAAAGGUGCUCGCUUUUGGCUCAUCUUCGUCGCAAUUGCUUUGACUACAUUCCUUGCUGCCCUCGAUACAUCCAUCAUUUCCACCGCUUUACCCACUAUCGCGGCGGACUUGGGUUCUGAAUCUCUUUACGUAUGGAUCAUUGACUCCUAUCUCUUGGCCUCAACAGCCACUAUCCCCAUCUUCGCUCAAGCUGCCAACAUCUAUGGCCGCCGUAGCCUUACUCUCAUCGCUGUUUGUGUCUUCACACUCGGCAGCGGCCUAUGUGGCGGUGCGCACAACACUGCUAUGAUGGUCGGUGGUCGCGCUGUCCAAGGUAUUGGCGGUGGAGGCGUUCUCACCAUGUCGGAAAUAGUUGUGUGUGAUAUGGUCUCUAUCAGAGAAAGAGGCAUGUAUGCGGGUAUCAUUGGCGGAGUAUGGGCCAUCGCCGCAGUCGUCGCUCCUGUCAUGGGCGGUGCUUUUGCCCAAAACAUUUCCUGGAGAUGGAUCUUCUACAUCAACUUGCCCAUCGCUGGAGUUGCCCUUGUUGCAUUGGGUUUGUUUCUCAAACUGACUCGGCCGCCAUCUGGUACUUUCAAGGAGCAGAUAAGCAGGAUCGACUGGGGAGGAAGUAUCCUCUUGAUUGGGUCCGUCGCGUCCAUUGUCCUCGCUUUGAGCUGGGGUGGUUCUGAAAAUGCUUGGUCAGACUGGCAAACCAUUUUUCCUCUUGUCAUAGGCCUUGUUGCUCUCGUCGCAUUCUUCGCGUACCAGGGAGCUCCCUGGCUGAAAGAACCGACCAUGCCCCUAAGACUAUUUGGUAAUCGGACAUCAUCCACACUGCUUGUCAUCAGCUUCAUCCACAGCUUGCUGCUGUACUGGAUUUGUUAUUUCCUCCCAGUCUAUUUUCAGGCCGUCAAGGAAGCUAGCCCUACCCGCUCGGCCGUCAUGUUGUUCCCUAUUGCCUGCACCAGUGCUCCUGGAGGUGUCGCUGCUGGCAUUACCAUCACCAAGACGGGCAAGUACCGCAUAUGGCAUUUCUCUGGGUUCGUCCUCAUGUCAAUCGCGUGCGGCCUGUUUACUCUCCUUGAUGAGAACUCUUCCACUGGACGAUGGGUAGGAUUCCAGAUCGUCUUUGGACUUGGCACUGGGUUUGUCUUCACCAGUACUUUGCCUCCAAUUUUGGCCAGUCUUCCUGACUCGGACGUGGCCACAGCGACUGGCGCAUGGACCUUCAUUCGGAAUUUUGGGUCUAUCUGGGGUGUUGCAAUCCCAGCUGCUGUAUUUAACAACCACGUCAAUCAUGCAGCGCCCGACAUCUCAGAUGAAGGAGUCAGGAGUCUUCUUGUAAAUGGUGGCGCAUAUGAACAUGCGACUCAAUACUUUUUGAAGACACUUGACUCUAGUCCAAGACUUAAAGAUGAAGUGGUUCAGGUAUACUUGAAUGGGCUAAAGGUUGUCUGGCAGACAUCCAUCGCUUUCUGUUUGUUGGGCUUUUUACUUUGCUUCUUUGUCCGUUCACUGACAUUGCGAGAUGAGCUGAACACGGAAUUCGGGUUGCAGGAGGAGAAAAAGGAGUCUAGUCAGAUCAAGUCGAGUGAAGAAGGUGUCGCAAGAACCUGA
Molecule: messenger RNA, 1680 nt
Organism: Fusarium coffeatum
Lineage: Eukaryota; Fungi; Ascomycota; Sordariomycetes; Hypocreales; Nectriaceae
Exons: 1
Coding region: 1-1680 (559 amino acids)
Biological process (GO): transmembrane transport
Molecular function (GO): transmembrane transporter activity
Source: RefSeq, a predicted model, not a curated record